AUCGGCUUGGCACCUAUUUCAAAGUUUUUUGCUACAUGUUAUUUUCUGAUGGAGUCGGACAACGAUAUAAACAGCCACUAUAACAAUGUAUGUGAUUCAUUUGAUGGUAUGAAUUUAAAAGAAAAUCUUUUACGUGGAAUUUUUGCAUAUGGUUUUGAAAAACCUUCUGCAAUACAACAAAGAGCCAUAAUUCCGUCAAUUGAAGGACGUAAUGUUAUAGCACAAGCUCAGUCGGGUACCGGGAAAACGGCCACAUUUAGUAUUGCCAUUUUACAACAAAUCUGCACGAAUGAUCCAUGUUGUCAAGCUUUAGUACUGGUUCCAACUAGGGAAUUAGCGAAACAAAUUCAAAUGGUUGUUCUAGCACUUGGUGAUUAUAUGAAUAUUAGUUGUCAUGUUUGCAUCGGUGGUACACAAGUAUCGACUGAUAUCGAACAGUUAAAGUUAGGUCAACAGAUUGUAGUUGGUACACCUGGACGUGUUUUCGACAUGAUUAGUCGUGGUUAUUUACGUACAAAGACAAUUAAAUGUUUUGUAUUGGAUGAAGCAGAUGAAAUGCUUAGUUUAGGAUUUAAAGAUAAAAUUCACGAUAUAUUCCGAUCACUUGAUUCAGCUGUUCAAAUUAUUUUAUUAUCAGCAACAAUUCCUCAUGAAGUAUUAGAAAUAUCAAAACAAUUCAUCCGUGAUCCAGUACGUAUUUUAUUAAAACAAGAGGAAUUAACAUUAGAUGGUAUACGUCAAUUUUAUGUUAAUGUUGAACGAGAAGAAUGGAAAUUAGAAACAUUAUGUGAUUUAUAUCAAUCAAUUACAAUAACACAAGCAGUAAUAUUUUGUAAUUCACGUAGAAAAGUUGAAUGGCUAACAAACGAAUUAAUUGAACGUGAUUUUAUUGUAUCAGCAAUACAUGGUGAAAUGGAACAAAUAGAACGUGAUAAUAUUAUGACAGCAUUUCGAAGUGGUUCAAGUCGUAUUUUAAUAUCUACUGAUCUAUUAUCACGUGGUAUUGAUGUACAACAAAUUUCAUUGGUAAUUAAUUUUGAUUUACCAACAAAUUUAGAAAGUUAUAUACAUCGGUAAGUGAAUAUUAUAUUAUUAUUAUUAUUAUUAAUACUGCGAAAUUGAGAGGACGAAAAGCGAAUAUCCGAUGCAUCAACCGGGUUGGUGGAUAUGAACGAUCCAUCUAGGGGAGUUGGAAAACCCUGAUUCCAAACCAAUGGUGUGUUCAUGGGCUCCAGUUUCCUGAAGGGACAAAUGGUGUAUGAGCCAAAUGUUGGUCACCGGUUACCAUGUGAUUGCAUCUGAUGUUACUCCACUGCCUUGUGGAUCAGACCUUUAGAUCGAAGGCUCCGGGUAUGGUCCCCUUAGAAAACCACCUAUUUCGAUCUGAGCACUCUAACAGUAUCACAGCUUAUACACAUAUCAAGUGGCUUGUGUGGUGUAUAUGUAUUUGGUGCUCCUUUGUACCAAUAUUUGUGUGUUCAAAUCAAAUCAAAUAAAUACCAAAAACACUGCGAAUCGUAUAAGAAAUUUAUUUGUAAUAUAGAAUUAGUCAAUAGGUUAUAAGCAUUGUAGAAACUGGCACGUGUAUAUAUCGGUUCUAGAUGCUACACUGUAUAAACACAACGAAACGUACAACUUAUUAAAACAAAUAUCAAAUUAGUAGAAACAUCAAUAGUAUCCACGACAAAGAGUGGAUGCAUCUGCACCAUUGUGACUAAUUCUGUGUUAUGUCACUUAAAGUCUCCAGCUGCGGAGUUUACAUAUUCCUACUCAGCUUAUUCCGAUAAUCAGUAAUUUUGUAGACUGAUGUGACUCCUUGAUUUUUAUAACUUUAGUUUCUUUUAUACCUAUUCCUAUACUAAUUAUCAUCGCAGAUUGUUGUAGGCAAUUGUUGGGUAUAUAUAAUUUAUGUACUAAUCACGUUAGUUGUCGAAUAUUAACAAUAUUACCUGCUUAUUAUCUAUAUUUAUUUAAUACUCUUUGUCUAACCUCAAUAUUGUUUACACAAUGGUCCCAUUAUACAAGAGCAAUACUUCUCAGGUAUUCAUAACCAAAUACUAGCGACUUACGAAUGUUCCCUAUUUUGAUGACCACAUUUUUGGAAGUUAGAAUAUGGAACAAAAAUAAAGUGUAUGCUUAAAGAAUUAACUUUUUAUGUUAGUUAUUGUUUUUUAUGCCUUGAAUACUAAAAUCAUUCUGUAAAAAAACUUAUUUGUCUCUUCAGAAUAUUUAUGCACUUCAUUGCAAUGAUUACUGGAGCCCUUAUAAUCCAGUAUUCAAUUUGGAACGGCAGAAAAAGUUAUUUCUGAUCAGUUUAUCAUGUCAACCUACAUCUCAUCGUUGUUUCGAUAGUUUAUAGGCAAAGUUAACCAGUUUUCAUGUUAGAUUAAUGCAUUACAUACUUUUCAAGGCAUAGAAACUCAACUUUAACCAUAUACAUAAUACGAGUCUAGUACUACUAUGUUCGAGGGACUAAGGUAUCACCUUAAACUGGCAAACGGAAUGUAAUCCAACAACACUAACAGGACGAAGAUGAGACAUUCGUCUGAACAUCAACCCUGCUAACUAGAGAAAGAAUACCAGAAUCAAAAGAGAAUAGAUAUUUAAUUUUAAAAGCAACCCGGAAGAACGAAUAACAAGCACUCAACUCUUUGUGUCACCAUCUUGAAACACCGACUUCGGUGGCUUGGACAUGUUCUACGAAUGUCGUCCCAGAGAAUUCCACGUCGUGCAUGAUUUGCCAACUCUGGGACUGGUUGGAAAAAGCGGAGAGGUGGUCACUGCAUGAUAUGAUGUCGUGGCAUGAAAGAAAGCUGCAAAGGACUGGCUUCUGUCGGUCCUUCACGACUCCCUGGUUGGGGUCUGAGAGAUGGUGCUACACAGUGGCUAGAGACGUUAUCAGAUAUGGCUCAGAAUAGAAGCCAGUGGCGAUCCUGCUGUAACCUUCUUUUACUUUCUUCAUAAAAAGUGGUUGUGUCUCCCUUACCUGAAAGAUUUUUUUCCGAUUGCACCUUUCCGUUCCCUCAUUACUACCACACUACCUUACACCAAUCUCUUCGUUAUUGUUCUUUUUUUUGCGCUCCUUAGCUUUUUUUUCUUCCUAUUGCUCUUCGAAUUCUCAUUGUUUUGUGUGGCGCAUAUAUAUUGGCGCUCUCUUAUACCAAUAUUCAUGUGUUCAAAUAAUAAAAUAAAAAUACAUACAAAACAAAAAUGUCAUUGAAAAGCGUCACAAAAUUACAUACUAAAAGAUUAAACAAACCAAUGACGUUUAAGCUUCUUUCAGGUGGGAAACAAACUGAAAGUAAUAAUAGGCGCUUUUGUGGCGAAAAUGUAAAAUUAAAGUCUUCCCAAUGAAGUCACAAAAAAAGAAGUUUACCGAGUGCAUUCUGGAGAUCUAGCAUCCCUAACAACUCCCAUUUUCAUUAGCGUAUAUUCCUGGUAUUCAACUGCAUCUUGACUGUUUGUCGCCGUUGUCUCAUCAACCUUCUGGAACACAAGUCAGUCCAUUUAUGAAAUUCAUCGCGACCGGGGGUACGUUGAAUGUAUCCAUCAGAACUUUAAGCAGGAGAUUUCUGUUUGUCUAUGGGAGAUAUAAGUUUAAUUAUUUUGGUAGCUGGCGCCGGUGUCGAGUCCACCUGUCUCUUUCACCUCUAGUUCAUACAUGACUUGACCUCGCUUUUCGAUCACACGUAAUUCCGUGUAGGGAUUGUGGUUCGGUUUAUAGUCCCGAGAAAGCAUUGGACACCCAACCUCGUCCGUUGGUAGUUCCUGGGACCCUGUCUAUAUAGUUCUCUGUAACAUCGGGUUGUGGAUCGUCAUUAGUCAGGUGCUAACAUCAGUUGAGCUAUUUCCAUUUUGCCCUUAAAAAGCACAUUACUGGACAUUAUGUUCCGCUGUAUGGUAUUACUCCUUCACAUAAGCACCUUUCAAACAAAAUCAAUAAAUAAGUACAAAGUUUCUGCAUAUCAUCACUUUGGAAUGGCUCAUAAUUUAAUAUGUAUAGAGAUUUGAAUUUUUCAUGUUGUUUAUAUUAAGCCUUACAAUUGAUCAAUAUCUCUUACUAUAUUUACAUCCUAUAAAUAUCAACACUGGGAUACAGUGUACAUUUAACUGUUGAGUCAGAAAGCUAAUUUCUUAACAUGAUUUCAAGCCAUCGCUCGACUUGAAGGAAAAUGUACAAUUUUUUUGAUAAUUAUAUUAAUUUCACAGAUUGAUAUCAUGUCAAUUGAAGCUAAACCACCAUGGGAAACCUGGAAGCACUGGACGGCCGUUUCGUCCUAGUAUGGGACUCCUCAAAAGUGCCCAUCCACGAUCCCGCACCCCGCGAGAUUCGAACCCAGGACAUAUAAGUCUUGCGCCAAGCGCUUAACCAUUAAACCACUGAAGUGGCAGGCAUCCAAUGGUGUUAAUGUCUAACUUCAACCAGUCCACGAAGUUGCACCACUGUAUAUACCAUUGUCUUCAGUAAGCUGAUAUCUCACAACAGACCUGGUUGAAUUCCACUAGUCACUGCUUCUCACUAGAACUCCAGGAGUAUCUCUUGAAGUCAGUCACUAGUGAGCAGAUGAUUGAUAUCAUGAACCGACUGAUGUUUAGACCUAGAAACAGUAGACGGUGGUGGUCUAACAUCAAUUGAUUCAUGAUCUUAAUCAAUAAAUUAAUCAUCUCCACAAUUCUUUUUUGAUAAUUAUAUUAAUCUCUUUCAUAAAGUAACUUUUAAUUCUUCUUUCCCUCCCCCCUCUCUAUUUAUUUAAUUAUUUUUUUUAGUAUUGGUCGUGGAGGUCGUUUUGGUCGUAAAGGUGUUGCUAUCAAUUUUGUUACAUUAGCUGAUGAACGUUUAUUAAAAGAUUUACAAAAAUUCUAUAGUACAAAAAUUAGUGAACUUCCAAUGGAUGUAGCUAAUUUAUUUUAGAAUUAAAAAAAAGUAUAUCUUCAUAUUUGAUACCUACACACAUACACACACACGCAUGAAUAUAUGGUUGACAACCUUCAUUCAUUCAUUCAUUCGGAAAAAAACUUUCUUUUCUUUAUUAUAUACACAUAUCUAUUAUCAUUUUUAUUAAAGAAAAGUUUAUUGAAUAUGUAUUUUCCCAAUUUGUUUUUCUCUUUUCUUUCCUCUUUUUUUCUUGAAAAACUUUUCUCUCUUCUUCUCCUUCUUUAUUUCAGUUUUAUCUACCAAAAAUGAUAAUAAAAACUCAUCUUUAACUGAAUUAUGUAUUCUCCUUGUUCAUUCAUAAACUUUCUGGAAUAUAAAUUAACCUUCUUUGUUGUUGUUGGAUGAAUAGUGCUGGUGGGUGGUAGUCUAUACUCCUCCACGAGGAGUGACAGGUGUAAGUAAGUUUGUUGUUGUUGAUAAUUCACUGUUUCUUCUUUUCAAUACAGUAUUUAUGGAUCUCGUUCAUUGUUACUUCUAAUGAAUAAUAUGUUUAAUGUGUUCGCAUUGAAUUCUUCUCAUUACAUUUAAUUGGAUUGAUAUUAAACAAUAUUCAUUUAUUCCUUGACUUCUGAUUAGUAGUCACAUUGUUCUUCUUUCCUUUAAAUCUCGUAUGUGAUGAAUUGUCUUUUUGUUGUCGUUGUUGUUGAUGAUGAUGAUGAGGAUUCACUGUUUCUUCUCUUCGAUACAAUGUUAAUAAAUCUUGUUCAUUGUUACUUAUAAUGAGUAAUGUGUUUAAUGUGUGUUCCUAUUUUGUUUCUUAUGAUUGGAUUGAUGUUAAACAAUGCUCAUUUAUUCAUUGACUUCUGAUUAGUAGUCAUCUUGUUCUUUUUUUAUGAUCUUUUAUGUGCUGAAUCGUCGUUGUCUUCUUCUGCUUUCCUUCUUCCUUUCUUUUUCCCCACUCAAUUAGUUCUGUAUAGAAAGCUUUCAUUUCCUUUUAUAUUUCUAUUCUUUAUUUAAGAAAAUCAGUAACUUUUAUUAUAGAAAUUUUCAACUAUCUAAAAUAGAAAUCAACAACAUUGGUUGUGAUGGUUUAACUGCUGUAAACAGUAUAAUAUUGAUUCAUGAACAAAUAAGAGAAAAAAGUACUUUGAUAAUUCAUCUGUUACUACUGUGUUCACAAUUCGCGUAUUGCUAUUUUUUCUUCUUCCAAUUGUUGCUAAGAGCAUCAUUAGUCCCCUUUUUACUUGUCUUAUUUUCAUAGUAUGAUAUUAUGAUUGGUAUCUAUCGAACUAUAUAUUCUGCUGUAUGUUGAAUUAAGGACUGAUUGUUUCAUGUAGUUCUUUAAAGACAAUGUGUAUGUGUGUGUGGUGUCUUUCAGAUAUCUACUUGUCAAUUGUUUCUGUUACGAGGGGAUAUCAUUGAAAUUUUUAAAAAAGGACUUGUUUUUUUUUGUAAAUGUGAUUAUUCAUCAUUCUAUACGCCUUUCUGUCCUACUUCUCUAUGGUUGGUUAUUUGGAUCUCACUCCUCUUUUUUUGUGUUGUUUGUCAUCUUAAGUCUGUAUCAUCAUUAUUACUGAUAAUAUUAUUAAUAUUACUCUAUUUUAAUUUCAAUUAGCAACUGAUGGUCAAUAGUCUUCGAGUAUAAAUAUGAAAAGGUAGCCAUUGUAUUUAUGUAUGUACUAUUUUAGUAUUGGAUUUAAAUUGAUUCAUUAAUUAAUUACAUAUUCGUAGAUGAUAUUCGUCAUAC
This is a messenger RNA of Schistosoma margrebowiei, 6623 nucleotides long. The record is from the annotation of a GenBank genome assembly. NCBI's taxonomy places the organism in Eukaryota, Metazoa, Platyhelminthes, Trematoda, Strigeidida, Schistosomatidae.